AUGUCGGCAUCUCAUAGCCAUCCUCAGAAAAUUGGGCCCUGGAAACUCGGAAAGACCUUGGGUCGCGGCGCUACAGGCCGUGUGCUCUUGGGUGUCCACCAACAAACUGGCCAGAAGGCCGCCGUCAAGGUUGUCCUGAAACUGGAACUCAAUGAAGAUUAUGACAGACCCCAGGACAGAAAGGGCGGCCUCCCUUACGGCAUCGAGCGUGAAAUCAUCAUCAUGAAACUCUUAACACACCCAAAUGUCUUGCGCUUGUACGACGUCUGGGAAACUUCCAAGGCUUUGUACUUAGUGUUGGAAUAUGUCGAAGGAGGUGAGCUUUUCGAUUUGUUGGUCGAAAGGGGCCCUUUGCAGGAACAGGAGGCAAUCAAAUACUUUCGUCAGAUCAUAUUAGGUACCGCAUACUGCCAUGCAUUGGGUAUCUGCCACCGUGACUUGAAGCCCGAGAACUUGUUGCUUGACGCUUCGCUUAAUGUCAAGCUUGCUGAUUUUGGCAUGGCUGCAUUGGAGAGUAACGGCAAAUUGCUUGAAACUUCAUGUGGAUCUCCCCACUACGCUGCCCCAGAAAUCGUUUCUGGAUUGAAAUACCACGGUGCUGCUUCCGACGUUUGGUCUUGUGGUGUCAUUCUCUUCGCCUUGCUCACAGGUAGACUUCCCUUUGAUGAUGAAAACAUCCGUAACCUCUUGUUGAAGGUGCAAGCUGGCUCCUUCGAUAUGCCUGAGGAAAUCAGCGACGAGGCCCUGGACUUAAUCUGGCAAAUGUUGACCGUUGACCCAAUGCAGAGAAUUUCCACCGCUGAGGUUUUGAACCAUCCAUUGCUUAAUAAGUAUCCUAUUCCUAAUGAGGAUCUCAUAAGUGUCAAAUCUUUGCCUCAUCCUGAAACUGCCUACAAGUCUUUGGGCUCCGUCAAGAACAUUGACAAGCAGAUCUUGCAGAACUUGUCCACUUUAUGGCAUGACAGACCGGAAAACGAAAUCGUCACAUGUCUUUUAAAGGAGGGCCCCAAUGCUGAGAAGACGUUCUACGCUUUGUUACUCAGAUAUAGACACACCCAAGAUGAGGCACAGGCAACAAUUCCAGGCUCUCCCAACAAGCGUAUUCCAAGAUCGACUCUGAGUCUUUCCAACAGAGCUACUCCCAGAGGUAACCGGGUCAGUCAAAUCAGUGCUUCGAACUCCAGAACACGUCCUGUGUCUUUCCAGCGUCGUUACGGUGCCAGAAAUUCAGUCGUUGGAGGCAGAACGUCAGCAGCUUCUAGCGUGAACAAUUCCCCCUUCAAAUCACCAAGAGGUAGUCAUCUCGCCAGCAGAUCUCCAUCCAAGUCUCCGAAAAAGCACCACAGUUAUCAGGUACCACCUGGGCCACUUCCGAGAAACAUUUACAAUGAGAUAAUGUCAGUGAAUGCUCCACACACCAACUCGGUCGGUUCUCUUCCACCAACUUUACCAUCUAAAGACUCUAUUUAUGCUCACACCGAGAGCACACCAGCUACAACGACGGCCGAGAGAAUGGAAAAAUUCGCCCCUGCUUUGGAGGCUGCUCCUAAGUUGGCCCCCGCACAGACAGUAUCUACGAACAAGAGGAACUCAGUGAUCAAAAAUUCAGGAUCCAGAGUGAGCCGUCGGAAGUCUAUUCGCCAGUCGUUAACAACAGGAUUGAAACGUAAUUCAAUUACAGUGAAAUUGCUUUCCACGUAUGCCAAAUUGUCGAACGAAUCUGAUUGGGAGUACAUGGAUAAGCAAACAAAGAGAACAUCUGCAACAUUUGCCACAUUGUGUGAUAAAAUCUUUAACCAAGAAGAGUAUGACAAGGACGACGAGAUGCUCAUUGACGAGGAAGAGAAGAGGGCCAAGGAGUACGAGAAACUCAUGGAGAUUGAGCGCAAGAAGCACGAAGCAGAGCUCAAGGCCAGACGUGAGUUGGCUAAGCAAAAAAGAAGGCUGAAGAGACGCUCUCUUCUCUCAACAAAGAAGUUGCACAUCACUGUCACUGAGGAUAAAGGUGGCGAAAAUAAUAGUGAAAAUGAUAUAGUGCCCGAGAAUACCAUCCAGCAGCCAAAGAGACAGUCCAAAGCACCCCCGGCUUUACGCUCCAUCUCUGAGGGUAAUGGAGCGGAGAACAGUGACGAAUUGACUUCUGCUGAUCUCGAAGUUAUCAAGAGACGCUCGGCUACCCAGCCAAUUCCGAAAAGAAGACUUACACCUAUUUUGUCGAGGCGCCCAGUUUCUCGUUUGGACCCCUUAUGGACCGCCUUCGAGAACGAGGAGCUUGAUAGAGCUCAAGAUGCAUUACAGGAAGAGUUCAAGGAUUUACAAAAGAGCAGAAAGAAGGCUAACCGUGAAUCGAUGAUUUCCGUCUUGAAUGACGACGAGAUUGACCGGCUUUCGAAAAAUUCUGACUAUGAUACCCACCACCAAUUCAAGCUCCCCGAGCACGAGAAAGAAGAUCUUGAUUUGAGCGCCGAAUAUAUGUCUGAGAUCAGGAAGUCUAAACUUCUUAAUUCUCAGCUUAAUAUUCAUGGUCAUCUAAAAGACACUGAAGCUGGAACGAGAAAUAGCUCCAGUGCGAAGAAGGCCGAAGAACGCAAGACUCUUAUUGGCAGCGUAAAUAUUCCUAAGGUUACAAGAAAGUCAAGCCACUUCUCAGCAUCGAACAAAAGGUUGUCAAUCCUCACGAUCAGAUCCACAAAGGAGUCAUACCACGAUUUGAACAGUAUUUUGGAUGCUCAUAAUGAGGACUUGAAAGAUGAAGAUUUUGUUGAGGAAGAGCAGUUGGCCAGUGGAAUGCCUCGUUUGAGAACCAGUUUCGCUGACAGGUUGGACCAAGCCAAUCUUAUUGAUGAAAUUGAAGAAGAACCGUUGGACUCUGGUUCCAUCAUGGACUUUGACGAACACUUGGCCAAGAAGCGUUCUUCCUACUACGCUGGCGCCAGACCAAAACGUGACUCAAUGCUUUCUCCAGUUGUCAGGACAGGAGAAUUGGAUGAUGAUGAAGUAACGUUGAAGGGUCAAAGAAACAGUGGCGACAAAGAAGCAGAUUACACCUUUAAUGAUGAAGAAAUGAAGCCAUUGCUGUCGAAGCAAGAUGUAUUCGACAACAUCAAGUUGCCUGAGAAGGAGAUCAACAAGACUAAGCGUGUUACUAGCUCUCAACCACCAGCUUCUAGUAUGCUACUACCAGACUUGAAUAAGGUAGGUCAGCAGAAGGACGUUCCAAGAACGAAACCUUAUGGCCAGAUUAGCAAGGAGAAGGAACAACGGCUGUCAGCUAAGAAUGGCAAGCAGCCAUUGUUGGACUCUACGAACUUGAAGACGAAUGCUCAGGAGCCCACUCAAAAGCGUAAUAAGUCGUUCUUCCGCAAAUUAUCAUGGGGUUCGAAGAAAUCUUUGGAAGAUGAGCCUCGGCAAUUGCCUUCCCCCGCCGAUUCCAGAGCCAAUUCUGUUGAGGAAAAGAAGGGAGGCUCGUUUCUCAGGUGGUUCUCAGGUUCACACUCUUCACCAAGUGACGUCAAAAGAUACAAAACAAUUUUACCUAAGCAUGAGAUGAUGACAGCGUUAUUUGCAUUGUUGAACUCGUGGUCUAAUUUUGGAUUGAAGAACUUGCGUAGAGAUAAUGUGGGCUUCAACAUCACAGGAGCUAUUUCGAGCAACAACUCGUUCAACAUGAAGAGUUGCAAGUUCAGAAUAAAAAUUAACCAGAGAGAUAAUGACCAAAAGUCAGAAUUGAUCUGUGCCAACAUCAAGGGUUCCCUGGCAACUGCCGACAUCUUGUUCAAGGAGAUCCAGAGAGUGUUGGAGAAGGAAGGUGUUUUGGACAAUUAG
This is a messenger RNA of Sungouiella intermedia, 3825 nucleotides long. NCBI's taxonomy places the organism in Eukaryota, Fungi, Ascomycota, Pichiomycetes, Serinales, Metschnikowiaceae. The record is from the annotation of a GenBank genome assembly.